Messenger RNA from Fulvia fulva, 1089 nucleotides. RefSeq names its product Nucleoporin GLE2. Gene Ontology annotation, cellular component: nuclear pore. The transcript is spliced from 2 exons. The record is from RefSeq and is a predicted model, not a curated record. Bases 1 to 1089 code for a protein of 362 amino acids. NCBI's taxonomy places the organism in Eukaryota, Fungi, Ascomycota, Dothideomycetes, Mycosphaerellales, Mycosphaerellaceae. Gene Ontology annotation, biological process: RNA export from nucleus; transcription-dependent tethering of RNA polymerase II gene DNA at nuclear periphery. Gene Ontology annotation, molecular function: RNA binding; ubiquitin binding.
AUGGCUGGCCUCUUCGGCACGGCAUCGAGCACCUCCUCCGCCAGCUCGAACCCGACCCAGGGCGAUCUGUCCGGCGACAGACCAGUCACGAGUCCCCCGACCGACAGCAUAUCAGACAUUCGAUUCAGUCCCAAAUCCGACCACCUCGCCGCCUCCAGCUGGGACAACAAAGUACGCAUAUACGCCAUCAAUGGUGGGGGUGAAAGCACGCCAGUCGUCGCAUUCGACCAUGAAGCACCCGCCUUGAACUGCUGCUGGAGUGGGGACGGCACCAAGGUCUUCGGCGCGGGUGCCGACAAAGCAGCCCGUAUCAUCGACCUGAACGCCAACGGUGCUGCAGCACAGCAAGUCGCCGCCCACGACCAACCCAUCCGCUGCGUCGAGUCCUUCAUGCACAACGGAGCGCCCAUGCUUGUCACUGGCAGCUGGGACAAGACCAUCAAGUACUGGGACCUGCGGACACCCAAUCCUGUGGCGAGCAUCGAGUGUCGCGAUCGUGUCUACGCCAUGAGCAUGCGCAAUGACAAUAUGCUUGUCGUCGGCACCGCAGAACGCCACACCCACGUAAUCGACCUCCGCAACCCCGGCCAAUUCUACAAGACCAUCCAGUCGCCUCUCAAAUGGCAGACCCGCACAGUCAGCUGCUUCAUCGACGGCUCUGGCUACGCGGUCGGCAGUAUCGAGGGACGUUGCGCCAUCCAGUACGUCGAGGAGAAGGAUUCACCUUCCAACUUCUCCUUCAAGUGCCACCGACAGACCCCUCCCAACGACCGCAACGUCAGCAACGUCUACGCUGUCAACGCCAUCUCCUUCCACCCACAACACGGCACUUUCAGCACAGCCGGCGCGGAUGGCACCUUCCACUUCUGGGACAAGGACGCCAAGCACAGACUGAAAGGCUACCCAGAAGUAGGCGGCACCAUCUCCUCCACCGACUUCAACAGCACCGGCACCAUCUUCGCAUACGCCGUCAGCUACGACUGGAGCAAGGGCUACACUGGCAACAGGCCAGAUUACGCCAACAAGAUCAUGCUCCAUCCCAUCGUCGGAGACGAGUGUAAGCCACGCCCCAAGACUGGGAGGAAGUAG